Messenger RNA from Musca domestica (house fly), 1452 nucleotides. RefSeq lists its product as uncharacterized. The record is from RefSeq and is a predicted model, not a curated record. Gene Ontology annotation, cellular component: nucleus; transcription regulator complex. The transcript is spliced from 2 exons. Gene Ontology annotation, biological process: regulation of transcription by RNA polymerase II. The coding region runs from base 141 to 1388 and encodes 415 amino acids. Gene Ontology annotation, molecular function: DNA binding. NCBI's taxonomy places the organism in Eukaryota, Metazoa, Arthropoda, Insecta, Diptera, Muscidae.
AUUGUUAUUAAAACACAGAGUGAGGUCGAGUGGAUUCUAUUCUCUCUUUAAAUUCCACAUUGAAUUCGCUGUGCUCACUGUUUGUUCUCAGUGGGCAAGCGACGAACACCACUAACGAUGCCACGUUAGUUGCAGUGGAAAUGCCGAACGAAAUAGAUAGCAGACGUUUAAUCGAAGAAGUGCGCAAAAGACCAGCUUUAUGGGACCUGGAUCAUGAGUUCAACAAAUGGCCUCUCGAAGUUAUCAAGCUAUGGAAAGAGGUGGCAGCUGUUCUGGGCGUUGAGGAUGUCGAACAAUGUCGACAUAAAUGGAAAAUUUUACGCGAUACUUAUCGCACCUUGGUGAAACGUUUUGAGCGGCGUAAAGCACGCGAUAAAGCGCUGGGUGUUCAGAAUCCUCAAAGCAGUUAUGAGAUUAAAUGGGCCUAUUAUGACGAUUUAAGCUUUAUAAAAGAUAAAAAGCGUAAGCGACGGACGCGCUCUGAAAUGGAACAAGAUCAAAACACCAAUUCAAUAGAUGAUUGUAAUGAAGCGCCCGUUUCGGAAAUUAAAGUGGAACCGACGCGUGUUGGCAGUCAAGAGGCAUUUCUAAUAGAAGAGUUUGAUGAUGAUGAUGAUGCAGAUAUGACAGAUAUGGAAUUUCAAGAUAUUGGGAAUUCAAAUAUGCUCUCUGAUAAUUCUAGAAGUAAUACAUUGUUGGCAGAGCAAUACCCGGCUAAAAUCUCAGGCGUCAAUGAGGGAACAAAUACCACAAAUGAGGUCCAGAAUACAUUAACAACGUCUCAACUGUCAUCGCCAAUCUCCGUAAUCAAUGCAGCGCUUGAAGAAACCGAAUCCCCAAAUGUGAUCCAGAAAACAAAAUUAAGAACAAGCCCUCAAGUAUCACAGACCAUUGAAGAGGCGACCUCACCAAUAACCCCAUUAACAUUCCCCAUGGCACCGGCAAUAAAAGUGGCAACACAAGAAAAAUCAAACAGUACGGCAACUCCAAUUCCCAACGACAAUUCAAAAGAUUGUCCAAAUUCCUCACGAAAUGAGCGACAUGUACAUUUUCUCGAAACCCCCGAACAGAAAGAACACCAUCUAAUGAAAUCCUCUCUAGAAGCUAUACAUAGUGCCAACAAGCAUAACGGUGAUCCAGAUUAUCAUUUCCUAGUCAGUUUCUUGAAACACACGAAGAAAAUGGAUGUUGUUGAAAAUUUACGAUUUCGUAGACGCAUGUGCGAUUUGGUUAUGAGUACAUUAGCGCCCAAUGCGGCGCCAAGCAAUUCCUUAGCAGCUACAAGCAACGCGUCAGCGUUAUCAGCCCCCGUUUCAGGUUUCGUUAUUGCGGAGUAUGAGAAGGGCAAUAGUGCUUCAGUAAAACAAGAGCCGGUAACAAAUCAGUAGACAAGUAAUGUUAAAGGGAAUAAUAAUCAGAUAUAAAUAAAAUAUAAAAUAAAUAAAUAUAAUA